AUGCACUAUAAGAUGAGCAAGUCGGAACCUUAUACAGAUAGUCCUGCCUUAUGUUUCGGAAUAGGUGACUAUAAGACAGAAAAUUAUUAUUUAUCUCAGGGAUUUGAAGAAUUGAAAGUAGCUAUAGAAAAUACAAGAACUUCAAUGAUUGAAUUAAUUUUUCCAGAGAGGGAAUGGAGCCCUAGGGUGGUUUUUGCUUUGACUCUUCGCAAACAUCUUUAUCAGGCCUUCCUUUGUGGUACCGAUAGAGUUUUCAUCUCAGAUCACCAAUCAUUUUCAGGUUUUUUCAGAUAUGAAAUUGUCAAUGGUCAAAUGACAAUAGAAUAUUAUGUCAUAAACGAUCCAGAGACUGCUUUAGAAGGUAUGACUUUAAGAUCUGCUAUAGCUGGAUUCUUUUAUAAGAGUGAGGAAAAAGCCUUCGAUACGAAGAAAGCGCUAGCGAGGUCCCUUCUGGUGGCUAACAGUGCCAAGAGGUUUGAUCCAUUCUUGAAUGUACUUCCCAGACCUGUUGAGCUUUUAAAUAAACUACCAACUAAUGAACUUCAAGGGUUGAGAAACAUUGAAGAAACAGAUGGCCUUGAAGAUUUUCAAGUAAUCUUAGACCAACCAUACUGGCGAAUAAUUCAUAACGCAGUGAAAUGGUAUCCUAAUUUAGGAUUGAAACUUCCAUACACUGUGGUUGCUGAAUUGUAUCGCUACUCUAAAUUGUUCUGGGAAGAUGCAGCCAAUGGUUUGUUAUGGGUCAGUCUUCCUGAUAAAAGAGAAUAUUACGAAAUGUUCAUUACGGAACUUUCAAUUAAUGAAAAAAAUGCGAAAUCACAAUUUGCUGCAAAUUUUUCAAAGCUCAUUGUUUCUGGUUAUUGGAAUGGCGUUCCUGAUCAUCCAAUGCAUAUAUUUGAAGAUGUAGGUGAAAAAAUUCCAAGGAACGAGUGGGAAGAGGAAAAGGUGUAUGAGGGUGUUAAAUUAAGGCUAGAAGAACUCCAUCUGUUGGGAAUUAGCCAUAAUGAUGUUAGGAUGGAGAACAUCCAUGUUUCUGAGUCAGGUAAAAUUUUGUUAGCUAAUUUUGGGUUAUCACAAUAUCCUGCAAAUGAAAAGAAUAAAAUGAAUGAUUUUGAUUUUUUGAACAGUGUAUUCCCAACCAAUACAGACAGUGAAGAUAGUGAUUCUGAAUGUGAUAUGACAAUGAAUAUGAAUGAAGACAAUAGUAAUUAA
Molecule: messenger RNA, 1212 nt
Organism: Debaryomyces hansenii CBS767
Lineage: Eukaryota; Fungi; Ascomycota; Pichiomycetes; Serinales; Debaryomycetaceae
Product: DEHA2D19162p
Exons: 1
Coding region: 1-1212 (403 amino acids)
Biological process (GO): protein phosphorylation
Molecular function (GO): ATP binding; protein kinase activity
Source: RefSeq, a predicted model, not a curated record